Molecule: messenger RNA, 2397 nt
Organism: Mesocricetus auratus (golden hamster)
Lineage: Eukaryota; Metazoa; Chordata; Mammalia; Rodentia; Cricetidae
Gene: Prkra
Product: protein activator of interferon induced protein kinase EIF2AK2
Exons: 6
Coding region: 1329-1931 (200 amino acids)
Source: RefSeq, a predicted model, not a curated record
CAUGGCUGAGGUAAGACGAAAUAUUUUAACAUGCUCACAAAAGCAACAAAGUGAACAGUUGUUAGUAUCUUCACUCUAAAAUUCCAUAUCUGGGAAAGCCUGCCAUCCAUUAAAGACAUUUUAAGCCUAUUAAAUCUGGCAAUAGCUAUUAAAGGAAUGCUGUCAUGAACUAGGCUUUAGUGGUUCGUGUUGGGGUGCAAUCUGUAUUUAUGGCUGACAUUAAUAUUCUUAACAUGCAGGGUAUUAAUUUGUUAAUUGAUUAUUUGUAUGUUAAAGAAAACAAGGUAUAAGAUGGGAAAAGGUCAGUAAAAAUAGUCUUUUUUCUUUUAAAAGAUGGUCUUGCUUUGUUUUCUGUAGCCUGGCUGGCCUCAGAUUCACUACGUAGCCCAAGCUGGACUCCAACUAAUAGUCCUCCACCUCAUCUUCAUUGAUGCUAGUAUUAUAGGCAUGUAUCACUCUACCUCGUUGUAAGUACUCUUAGGAGUUUUCAUUUGGAAGAAGAAGGCAAGGUAUACCUUGCCUGUGUAAAGUACAGGGGUCUGUUAAGUGGGGUAGUAAUCCCAGACAUGUCUACUGUCAGUGGUUUUAGAAAGAGUAUUGCUCUUACAGCAUCGUAUGUCCCAUAAAUGGUGUCUUUGAUUUACACUGGGCACACUGUGGAACACAGCAUGCCUUCAGUUUCCUCUCUGACACACACCCAGAGAUGCUUGGAGUUCAGUCAUGUGUAAUCUGCCCAUAGCUGGCCAAAGGGCCAAUGGGAUUUAGGGUAGACUGGGCUUUUUGUUCUCUAGACAGAGUGAGACUUACAGAUUUAGGAAUGUAUUUAGGUUCCAUGCAGUAGCUCUCUCUUUAUCAGUCAUUCUAAAGCUUUGUGGUAAUUUAAAACUAGUGACCUGUUUACCUUCAUGGUAAGUUCUUGCCUCAGGCCAGCCUUGAACCUCACAAGGUGAUGCUCAUCCCUCUGUAUACAAGUGACUUAAGAUGGCUUUCAGGUCGCACUUCUUGUAGUACAGCUUUUGAGCCCUUCCACCUGCUGGUGGUGGCCCUUCUGUUCUGUGCAGCCCAAAGGUCAUCCCGGAGUGUUGGGUACACUUGUUGAAACCAGCAAACAGCAUGUCCUCUCUGCACAUGGGCGCUUCACUUUGUCACCAUGAUAAGGCUAACAAACUUUACUAUGUAUUUGUGCUUCUUGACAGAUAAGAUGAGAAUUACUAAGCUGUAAUCAGGCCUACAGUGGUCUGACUUAAUACAGAGACUUUCUCACUUCUCCAUCCCAAUUAUUUGCGUAGCUUCGGCAUGCAGCAUUCUUUGCAGUUCCUGACCCCUUAAUGCCUGAUCCAUCCAAACAGCCAAAGAACCAGCUGAAUCCAAUUGGCUCAUUACAGGAAUUGGCUAUUCAUCAUGGCUGGCGACUUCCUGAAUAUACCCUUUCCCAGGAAGGAGGACCUGCUCAUAAGAGAGAGUAUACCACAAUUUGCAGGCUAGAAUCAUUCAUGGAAACUGGAAAGGGAGCAUCCAAAAAACAAGCCAAGAGAAAUGCAGCUGAGAAAUUUCUCGCCAAAUUUAGUAACAUUUCUCCAGAGAACCACAUUUCUCUAACAAAUGUGGUUGGACAUUCUCUAGGAUGUACUUGGCAUUCAUUGAGGAAUUCCCCUGGUGAAAAGAUCAACUUACUGAAAAGAAGCCUCCUCAGUCUCCCGAACACAGACUAUAUCCAGCUGCUUAGCGAGAUUGCCAAGGAACAAGGUUUUACCAUAACCUAUUUGGAUAUAGAGGAACUGAGUGCCAAUGGACAGUAUCAGUGUCUCGCAGAACUGUCCACCAGUCCUAUCACCGUGUGUCAUGGCUCGGGCAUCUCCUGUGGCAAUGCACAGAGUGACGCUGCUCACAAUGCUCUGCAGUAUUUAAAGAUAAUCGCAGAAAGAAAGUAGGCUCGGGGCCGCUUAGGAGACCUUUCGGCAGCGCAAAACUUCCCCUCGCACCUCUUCCCCAGUAAAACACGUACUGUAAUGUAUGUCUGCGCGUCCUUUCCAAAUCUCUUCAGGUUCCGUCGACUUUCCAGAUUUAAUUGUCUCCUGGUAGUUGUUAUUAAGCUCUUUUUAAUGGCUUCCACUUUGUAUUGGCAUAUUGUAUUUAUAAACUUUGUACCACAAGGGUGAGUGUGGCACCCGUUUUACAGGGUCAGGCACGUAGGAUGAAGCUGACGACGAAGAGAUAAAAGUACUGCUAGCAACAGUCUUACUGGUGCUUACACUCUCUUUUGCGCAAGGCUUUGUGAAGCGAAUUCUGCGUUAGACUAGAGUGUUGAGGGUUGUGUUGAAUGUCAUUGCGAAAUUUCAGGGAACAUGGUUGGUCUGCUAUGUAUUUGAACCAUGGAAUAAAGAGCUGUUCUUAUAA